This is a messenger RNA of Solea senegalensis (Senegalese sole), 2586 nucleotides long. It is a transcript of the gene gal3st1b, whose product is annotated as galactose-3-O-sulfotransferase 1b. The record is from RefSeq and is a predicted model, not a curated record. Gene Ontology annotation, molecular function: galactosylceramide sulfotransferase activity. The coding region runs from base 17 to 1315 and encodes 432 amino acids. Gene Ontology annotation, biological process: myelination; galactosylceramide biosynthetic process. Lineage: Eukaryota; Metazoa; Chordata; Actinopteri; Pleuronectiformes; Soleidae. The transcript is spliced from 2 exons. Gene Ontology annotation, cellular component: membrane.
CAUUAGGACUUCAACCAUGUGUGGCUUCAAAGGGAAAAAGUGUGCAUCUCUAAUCCGAGGCUUGAUUCUGUGGCUUUUGUUGACAAACAUCAUGUUGGUGCUCUACUGCUUCACGAACCCGACUCAGGGGCAGAAUCAAGGGAAGAUCGGGAGCUCCAGGGAAGACACAUGUCCACUCAGCAUGGCGAAGUUAUCGAGGAAAAAUGUGACUGCACCUUCUCAACGCACCAAAGCCCAGUCAGAGGAGUGCUCCCCUGCAGUUAAUGUCAUGUUCAUGAAGACCCAUAAAACUGCCAGCAGCACUAUACUCAACAUCAUAUUCAGAUUUGGAGAAAAGCACAAGCUCAAGUUUGCGUUCCCUGAAAGGCGCAAUGACUUCUUCUACCCGUCACCUUUCCUGUCCUCUCAGGUGAAGGAUUACAGGCCUGGAGACUGUUUCAAUAUUGUCUGUAACCACAUGCGCUUUGACCGGCAAGAAGUAGCCAAGCUUCUGCCUCCUGACACGUUGUACGUCACCAUCCUACGAAACCCGGUGGAUCUCUUUGAGUCUUCCUUCCACUAUUACCACAGAAUGGUUCCUCUAACGUGGAGGAUCGGAGGAGAGAACAAACUGGUGGAGUUUCUUGACAAUCCUCAGACCUUCUACAGCCCAGAGGCUUACAACUCAUUCUAUCUUAAAAAUCUGCUCUUUUUUGAUUUUGGUCUUGAUAACAACGUUGAAGCUGAUGACCCUCGUGUCAUGAGUAGUAUUCAUAGCUUAUCCAGGUACUUUGAUUUGGUGCUCAUAGCAGAAUACUUUGAGGAGUCUCUAAUCCUGCUGAAGGAUAAACUCUGCUGGACCAUAGAAGACAUUGUAUAUUUUAAACUAAAUGCUCGCAAAACCUCGUCUGUAUCUCAGUUGACUCCUGAAUACAGAGCCAAAGCUUUGGUGUGGAACAAGGCUGACUGGAGGCUCUAUCAGCACUUCAAUGCCACCUUCUGGGCCAAAGUAGAGUCAUAUGGGAGAGCGAGAAUGACACGAGAGGUGAACGAGCUGAGGAGAAGAAACGCAGAGAUGGAAUCCAUCUGCAUCGACGGAGGAAAUGCAGUCGAAGCCCAAAAGAUCCAGGACAGACGUUUCCAGCCCUGGCAGCCUGUUGGAGAGUCGUCCAUUCUGGGGUAUAACAUGAAGGAUAAUAUCAAUCCCCAAUUCAGAACCAUUUGUGAGAGAAUGCUCACGCCUGAAAUACAGUACUUAUCACACUUGGGCGUAAGUCUGUGGGUUACUCAACUAUGGGGUUGGUUAAAAGAUACAGUUUUUACAGUUUUUACUUGAACUGACACAUUUGCGACAUGAUUCUUACAAAUUACAGUUUGCAAGUUUUCGCCUGGCUGUUACCUUAGACAAAUACCUCUUUGAAUGCAGUGAUUGUGUCACAACCAGGAAGGUCAUACAUCUUAAUACUGUAUAAUGAUCAUCUGUUAGGUAUGAACACUCAUAUUUUUAUUUGUUGUGCCUAAAUUGGUAAAACGUCUUUCUUCCUUUUGGUGAGAUCGGGGAUAUGUGUGUGACAGCUACCAAUGAGCCAUCAGAUGUGGAAGUGUCGAUGUCAAAAGGACAGACAGGAAGUAUUAGUGUGCCAUCUAGAGGUUGUAGACUUAGGAGCAUUUUUUUAUUAAGCUAAGCAUUUGAACAGAAUGACCUGAACUGUGUUGAUAUUGCCAGCAGUAUAAAUGGUUUGUAAAAGCAAAGCAAAAAAAAGUCUUCUUCUCUUACAUAACUGUUUGUCACCUUUUACCAACGUUUAUCCUCCAUUGACUCUGUAACAACAUUGCCUAUUUGAAUGUUUGAUCGAUUCAUCGAUGAUUUUAAUAUAGUAACUGUCGGGGUGCAGGAUUAUAGCUGAUAUAGCAUGUGUACUGUAAAGUCAACAUAUAUACAGUAGUAUCAUUAUUUAUUUUAAAUAAUAUUUUUUGUAGUGUAGCAGAUGCGAGUGAAAUCCUGUCGUCCUGUAUACCUUGUAAAUGUGAACGUUUUCGUAUUUUCAUUUUUAUAAUAACAGUGAUAACAGUGGCAGUGUCAACCAAAACCAGCCUGGAGCCUUUUGCUGCUCUUCUUACAGUGUUUUCUUUUUUUUGUCUUUGCAGCUCAGUUUGCUAAUGCUGCUCCUCAAGAUCAUGUAAAAAGAGUGGAAUGACAUUUGUUACAAUUUAUUCAUAAUUUAUAACAUUUAUAUAAUUUCUUGCAUGCAUGUCUGUACAAUCACAGUGAACUCCCUUCAGUUUACUUGUUCUGUUGGAAAGAGAUACAUGACUGUUCAUUGUGACAAAUUAAGUAAUUUUUGCCUGAAAAUCUGAUCUGUAUCUGGUGAAAUAAUUUAGUUUGAGUAAAUACCUGCCACAUAGCGGUGUUUGCACUGGAAUUUAAAAUGUGCAUUUCAUAAACUACUCUUAUUUAUUAGUACCAGAUAUGAGAAUGAUGAUUCGGUACAUAUACAAGUAGACAUAAGCAUGAAAACCAUACAUGUCCCUUUACCACAACGGCUUUGUCAAAUUUUAUGUUUUUAAAUAAUAAUAAACUGAUAUAUACGUAUUGUACCGGCUAAU